This is a messenger RNA of Trichechus manatus latirostris (Florida manatee), 4685 nucleotides long. RefSeq names its product nocturnin (gene NOCT). The record is from RefSeq and is a predicted model, not a curated record. The coding region runs from base 186 to 1481 and encodes 431 amino acids. Gene Ontology annotation, biological process: circadian rhythm. Gene Ontology annotation, molecular function: poly(A)-specific ribonuclease activity. The transcript has 3 exons. Lineage: Eukaryota; Metazoa; Chordata; Mammalia; Sirenia; Trichechidae.
UGGUAUCGCUGCCGCUGCUCCUGCGUCUUCCUCUCGGGACUUUUUCCAGGGCCUGGGCUGGGUGAGAGGGGACCUGGGAGCAUCCACCCGGACGGCCCGAGGGUCAGCUCGGCCUGCCGGCCUCGGCCGGGCUCCGCUCCUCCGGCGCGCUAGGGGCCGCGGCUUUGGUGGCGGCGUUACCCGGCAUGUAUCAGAGCCCGCGGCGGCUCUGUUCGGCUUUGCUGCAGAGGGACGCGUCCGGCCUGCGCCGCCUGCCAGCCCUCGGGCUGCGCCGCCAGUCGUCCCCACCAGCGGCGGUCCCCCGGCCCGCAUCACCCAGGCUCCUGGCGGCGGCCUCAGCGGCCUCCGGCGCCGCGAGGUCGUGUUCCCGAACAGUGUGUUCCAUGGGAAACGGUACGAGCAGACUCUAUAGUGCUCUCGCCAAGACACUGAACAGCAGCGCUGCCUCCCAGCACCCAGAGUAUUUGGUAUCACCUGACUCAGAACAUCUGGAACCCAUUGAUCCUAAAGAGCUCCUUGAGGAAUGCAGGGCUGUCCUGCAUACUCGACCUCCCCGGUUCCAGAGGGACUUUGUGGCUCUGAGGACAGAUUGCCCCAGUAGCCACCCACCUAUUAGGGUCAUGCAAUGGAACAUCCUCGCCCAAGCUCUAGGAGAAGGCAAAGACAACUUUGUACAAUGCCCUGUUGAAGCACUCAAGUGGGAAGAAAGGAAAUGUCUCAUUUUAGAAGAAAUCCUAGCCUACCGGCCUGAUAUAUUGUGCCUCCAAGAAGUGGACCACUAUUUUGACACCUUCCAACCACUCCUCAGUAGACUGGGCUAUCAAGGCACUUUUUUCCCCAAGCCCUGGUCACCCUGUCUAGAUGUAGAACACAACAAUGGGCCAGAUGGCUGUGCCUUGUUUUUUCUCCAGAGCCGGUUCAAGCUAGUCAACAGUGCCAAUAUUAGGCUGACAGCCAUGACGCUGAAAACCAAUCAGGUGGCCAUUGCCCAGAUCCUAGAGUGCAAGGAGUCAGGUCGACAGUUCUGCGUCGCCGUCACCCACUUAAAAGCACGUACUGGCUGGGAGCGGUUUCGAUCCGCUCAAGGCUGUGACCUUCUCCAGAACCUGCAAAACAUCACUCAAGGAGCCAAGAUUCCCCUUAUUAUUUGUGGGGAUUUCAAUGCAGAGCCAACAGAGGACGUCUACAAACACUUUGCUUCCUCCAGCCUCAACCUGAACAGCGCGUACAAGCUGCUGAGUGCUGAUGGGCAGUCUGAGCCUCCCUAUACUACCUGGAAGAUCCGGACCUCAGGGGAGUGCCGGCACACCCUGGAUUAUAUCUGGUAUUCUAAACAAGCUCUAAGUGUGAGGUCAGCUCUUGAUUUGCUCACUGAAGAACAGAUUGGACCCAACCGACUACCAUCCUUCAAUUACCCUUCAGACCACCUGUCUCUAGUGUGUGACUUCAGCUUUAAUGAGGACCCUGAAGGAGUUUUAUAAAUACUUGUCUGUGUCUUUUUAAUCACAAGAGUCUUAACCAGGGAUGUUUCAGGAAACUGAAAUACGAUAAGAGGUUGCCUGAGGAAGGAUUCCCAAUUUCUCUCUCUUCAUGUUUCCAGCAUGCCCUUGGGGAGGGAAUCCCAUUAGUUCACUAACUUUUUCGAUUAAAACCCACAGCAAAAAAAGGUGUUUGCACUCCAGUUUUGGCUUGUAUUGUUUUGUUUCCCUUAGUAUUUACAUUUUGAUAAUUUAAGGGCAUUAUAAAAUCUAUAAAAUCUCAGACUUGCUUGAGUCCUCCAUAAUUAACAAUAGGUAUGCAGGAGCAAUUUCUCUAGACAGCAUUUCCAGUUAUUUAUUUGUGAGUUUUUAAAUGUCAUCAAAAAUUAUGCAUGGCAAUAUUUAUUUUUUUAUAUCUUCAUGUAAAAUUAAUAAAUUACAGCAGUAUCAACAUUUUAGAACCAUGCAAAACACGUUAUAGAGAGUAAUUUAUAGUGACAAUCUUAAAGCUUUAAAAUGUUUGCGUUUGGGGUCUAACAAAAUAGUGGUGUACAAAGGAACUAUUUCCUCAAGGGGUUUUUGUAUGUUUGUUAUCUGAGUGGAAGAAUCAAGUCUCCCGGAUAUGUUCUUCAUACAUAACCCUUGCUAUGGUGCCACGUGCCUCAUUAUUUUGUUUGUUAAAGAGAUUCCAUGGUCAGUCUGUCUUCAUUAUUUAAUCACAUUAGGCAUUUUAUAUUUUUCCAUUAGAAUGCUGUUGGUAUACAUUUGAGAUUACUUGAAGUCAUUAUUUGUACUGGAAUGUGCUUUUCACAAUAAUUUGGGGGAUGUUACGUGGCAGUAACUAAGAACAUCAGUGGUACCCUCUUUUCAGAGAUGGGAAACUAGAAAGCCUGUUAGUAGGGCUGUCAUUGAAAUUUCCUAAGACAGCUAGAUGACUGUGGUUUGGACGGCUAGAAAGAAGAGAGGCAGAAAGAUAACCUGGAAUUCUCUUGUAUCAGAAAUAAAAGUGGUAAAGAUAACAGGUGAAAACCCUUUAAAGAAAAUAAAAAAUCCCAGCAAAAUAACUUACUGGUAAUAAAUUCAUAAAUAUUUUAGUCUGUGAGUUGUAAAUAUUAAAGAUUAAUAAACGGUCUUUUAAAGCUAGUGCUUGUAAUAUUUUUGUCUUUUUAGCCGCCAAGAGAACCUGGGUGUAGACUUGAUCUUUCGAUACUAUUAUCGAUACUAUCCAUUUACACAAAACCUUCAUUUUAAAAGUGGACAAAGGUGAGUCUACAGCUGCACAUUGAAGGCAUCAACCCUAUGCUUACAUAUAUCUCUCAGCACCAAAGUUGGAGUUCUCUAAGGUGGGCUCACCCAAAUAUUCUGCAUUGGAGCUAGUUUUGAAAACAAAUGAGGUCUUGAGGAUAUUGUAUAUACACAAUUUGGCAAGUAAAUCUGGGUAAGAAUUGAAAGCCAAAAUUAUGUUUGAAUUUCAUAUGUCGUCCACAAGUAUGAAUGGGGUAUAGGUUGAAGGUGGGGUUAGGGGUGGCUGGGAGUACCCUGGAGCAAAUGAAAGACCUCUGGAGAUAACCUGUGAUUGAGAUGUCACUGUAUAUUAAGUCUUAGCAUUAAGAAAAAAAUUCACAAUGGAACUCUCCUUAUGAGUUAUCCUUCAGAGUUACCAUGUGCUAAGCUGCCAGUGAGUUGGCUCCCAGUACAUGAGGGCCCCAUGCACAAUGGGGUUGGGCUAUUGUGAUCCAUAUGGUUUUCAAUGGCUAUUUUUUGAAGCAGAUCUUCAGGCCUUUCUUCCUAGUCUGUUUUAGUCUAAAAGCUCUGCUAAAACCUGUUCAGCAUCAUAGCAACAUGCAAAUCUCCACACAUGCAAAUCUCCACUGACAAGACAGGAGGUGGCUGCACUUGCGGUGUAUUGGCCAGGAAUUGAACCCACAUUUCCCUCACGAAAGACAAGAAUUCCACCACUGAACUACCACCUCCCCCAGAGUUAUCAUAGCAAGAGACCACAUAUUUCAAUGAUGCGUUUACAUUUAUCUUUGUUUAAAAUGUAAUUACGUGAACAUUUUGUGUAAAGAUUAAGAAUUUUUUAGUAUAUAAAUCUUGUUAGGUUUCACUUCAUAUUUUUACUUCACCUUAAGUCACCUUAUGGACUAUCAGAGUAGCCUGAAGGCAUGAUGGUAAAUCACAAAUAACAGUAAAUAACAAAUCUGUACUACUCGGACUAUAAAUUCUAGAUUGUUAAGUAUCUUCCAUGCAUGAAUUUCUCGUAUUCUAUCCCUGUGUAACUUGGUUCGGCUUUUUCUUUCAUAUCCCAUAUUUUGAUUGAUGUUAUGAGAGUCGUAAGUUGUGCAUAUCUGAAGAGGGGUGACAGUGGCCAUGGAUUUGUUUCUCCUUCAUGCCGGCUUUCAAUAGAUUCCAUUCUACAUGGUGACAGGAAUGACUGCCUCAUUUAUUUAAACAGCAUUAUGGUGUAUACAUUGGGAGAAACUAACAUUUGAGUUCCUUUGACAGCUUUACAUAUGCUCUUACAACUAUUAAUUUAUAGGUAGGGGCUCAAAUAAUCAAAUAAUUUGACCAAAGUGACAGCUCACAGUAACAGAGUCAGGAUUCAAACCCAGGUCUGCCUUGAUUUCCAAAGUGUUUGCUGCUUCUCCACCACCAUGUUCUCUUGGCCUCAAGUCAGUACAAAUGGGAAGAAAAGCGAUAUUAUGGGGAAAAGAUUUGCUCAUUUAUAAAUGGUAAGUCAAACACAUCAAAGUUGACAUACGUCAAAUAUUUUUCUAGUACACAUACAAUACUGGAAUAGAAUCAAGAUAGAGGGGCUGAAUGAUAAAAUUUUAAUUAUCCUAGUAACAGUAAAAUCUUGGCUUUGCCAAAAGUGUUAGAUACUGUGCAUACUUUGAAGGUAGCUUUUUAAGGAAGCAACAAGGAGAGCAGCUACUCUAGUAUUGUUUCAAACUAAAAGAAGAAACUGAUGCAAAUAUUCUGCAUCUGAACCAUUUUUUAAGACAUCCAAGAUUUUAUAAUAAUGAAGGGAAUGUUGCAUAUAAUUAGUGUGUCUUGGACUUGAAAAAGAUUUCAAAGAUUUUUUUCUUUUAGUUCUAGAGAGAAAAACACAUGCUCACAAUCAUAGUUGAUUUCAAUUUUAGAAAAGGAAAGGCGUCCAAAAAACGAAAUGUGCUUGCAUAAGGAACUCUGAUGAACUUUUUUUUU